Messenger RNA from Cloeon dipterum, 7559 nucleotides. RefSeq lists its product as uncharacterized. The transcript is spliced from 14 exons. Gene Ontology annotation, molecular function: DNA-directed DNA polymerase activity; DNA binding; nucleotide binding. NCBI's taxonomy places the organism in Eukaryota, Metazoa, Arthropoda, Insecta, Ephemeroptera, Baetidae. Bases 1044 to 7454 code for a protein of 2136 amino acids. Gene Ontology annotation, biological process: DNA replication. The record is from RefSeq and is a predicted model, not a curated record.
AUAUGACGCGCAUGCUCACAAAGGAAUCACAGAUGUUGGAAUAAGGCAGAAUGUCGCAGCGUGCAAAGGGAGAAUAAAAAAACACUCGGUAUCCCCUGCAAGAAAAAAAAAAUAUGACGCGCUUGCUCGCUAAAGGAAAAAAGUGUGUGGACGUCUGCAGUGUGAAAAAAUUGACUCUACUCUGUAGAACAAAAAUAAUUUUAAGAAAUGAAAAGAGCGUCUGUUAUUUUUUUAUGCUCUUUAUUUAGUUGAAAGUUUUACAAUGUCACAUAUCGUAUCAGGCUGUGAAAUAGUGCUAUUGUUGUAUUGGUUUUUUGACACAAACAAUUUCGUUGAAUUCACGUCUAAGCCCGGAUGACUUUUGUGUGGAGGGAAUUUCAUGAAAUAUUGUGAAGGUCUGGGUGUAUUGACAUAUCACAAAAGCAAAUGUAUAUAUACACGCUCAACAAAUUUCACAAGAAAACUAACAUGAGAGAAAACAGUCUUUCAAAAAUAAAAACGCCUAUUGCAGCAUCUCACAACUAUUGUUGAACGAAUUUCACAAGAAGGUUAAAAUGAAAGAAACAGUAGGGGGCCUUUCAAAGGAAAGGUUAGGGUAAAUGAGCAUUGUAUGUUGAAAAGUUUCACAAGAAUAUUAGAAUGAAAGAAACAGUAGGGAGUCUUUCAAGAUGAAAUAAAACAUACCUCGGUUCAUCAAUUAGAAAGUUGUCACAAGGGUGCGACCUCCAAGAGAUUAGAAAUGCGACUGUUGUCUAGAGGAUAGGCAAGGUGUGUCUUCUUAAAAAGUAGUGGGAGGUUGAAGGCAGGUGAUAGGGCGACGAAAAAAUAGUAGGGGUAUGAGAGGGUGUAACCACAGCCAAUGGUGGAGAUAGUCUAUAUGUAUAAUCCAUCUGAUUGGUUGAAAUGCGUACCAUAGAUUAAAUGGAUAAUAGGUUAAGGGAUGAGCCUAAAAGGGGCAAUAAUUUCACACGUAUACAAAAUAACUAUAUAUAAGCUGGCAAAUUUGAACGCAUUUGCAAUAUCUGCUGGAUAGUCAGAGAAAGAUGAAGACGUUUCUCAGAGGCAAGCCUUCACUUCGCCCCGAUACGAUGUCUGAUCGUGGCGGUGUGCAGCCCUUAACAGAGACUCAGCUUGCUGUUAAGUCAAUCUCUGUUGAGAGUCUUCCACCAGUAAUUGAUUUUGAUACCACUGGAUAUGAAGACCUUGAAAACAUCACAAAAGAUCUCCAAGAUUUGUUACAAGCCGAAAACUACAACUUUAAUGAUGUGCAGCAAAUUGAGCCGAGUAAUUCAGAUUUUGGUGGCCUCAACGUUUAUUCAGUCGAUGAGGUUUCUAAGCUAGCUCGGAUCACGCCGUUAGCUGAUGUGAGUGUAAAUUGUGGCAGUGUCUCAGUACCCUACACUGAAGAGACCCGACCUACGGAGAACGUGCAGCCGAUGGAUCUAGGCGGCAUUCAAGAAGCGCCACAACCCAUUUCUUCCGUUAUCGGGUCAUCGGUGUUAGUUGAGGGGGGUGUAAAUUGUGGCAGUGUCUCAGUUCCCUACACUGAAGAGGCACGACCUACGGAGAACGUGCAGCCGAUGGAUCUAGGCGGCAUUCAAGAAGCGCCACAACCCAUUUCUUCCGUUAUCGGGCCAUCGGUGUUAGCUGCGGUGGGUGUAAACUGUGGCAGUGUCUCAGUUCCCUACACUGAAGAGGCCCGACCUACGGAGAACGUGCAGCCGAUGGAUCUAGGCGGCAUUCAAGAAGCGCCACAACACAUUUCUUCCGUCAAUAUGCAAGACGAAUAUGCAAGGAGGAGUUUAAAUGAAGAAUCCAUUGGUACAAUGCGAGUACCUUUACAAGAAAUAAAUCAAAACGAAACCACCCAAGAUCCAGAACUCCAAGCUAAAAUAAAAAGUAUGAGAGAACGUAUACAAGACCUGUGCGCCCAAAUUCAGACAUAUAAUGGUGAGGCCGAAAAGCACCUAAACGAAAUCGGUAAAAAACGAGAAGACCAAGCUGCGACUAUCACCCACAAUCAUCAAAUCGUGAAGGAUAUUCAGGAUGCAUGCUCGGCGGUUGCAGAAAAAUUGAAGAAGGAGGAAGAGCAGUUGAAGGAGAAAGAGGAGAGAAAAAAACAGCGUGACAACGCUGAAGAUGUGCUUAAACAAUUACUGGCGGAGAAAAAAAAUAUUGAUAAGAAUAUAGAAGACAAGAGGAGAAUAAUAUCAAGCUACAAAAAAUUCAACGAUCAGGGUUGUCAACAGAGGGUGAAGCAGUACCAAGAUGAAAUCAAGAGUAAAAAAGAAAAACUCAAAGAAAUGCAAGAAAAUAAAUCUUACGUUGAUGACCUAAACCAAUCGUUAAAAGAAAAUGAUGCUCAAUAUGAGAAGUUAAAGAAACUUGCAAUCGCCGCGCAAAGAGACUUUACAAAACGUGCUGAAAGUGAGAUUGACUUCCUGAAAAAAGAGCUCAACACGGCAACUAAACCAAAAAAGAGGUCGCUGUCGCUAUCAAAGAACCAGCCGUUAAAGAAUAAGAGGGCAAAGCUAACUGAGGAUUCUACUGGAGACCCUGCGGUGCCAUCAACGUCACGGGCUCACGACAGCGUUGAUAUGGGAUCUCUUCAACCUAGUGUGACAGAUAGAAAUCCAACACAAAAAGAUGUGCCAGAGGCCACUAGUACAACCGCAGACGAAAGCAUUCCGAAGAAAAUAAAAAAGAGAAUCGAAGCUCAAUCAUAUAAGGAACAGAUAGAACACCUCGGAAUUUUAACAUCAAUCAACACUGCUAUCAGGGUGCAUGCCGGUCUCGAUCCUGAAGGUAGAAAAUACAGUCAGCUUAACACAAACGUGAAUGCCAUUGCGGUAGUCAGAAAGGCGGAAACUGACGUCUUGAGAGCAACCAUGACUGCCCUUCAAAAGCAACACGGGAUUAAAAGAAAAGAUCUCAAACCGGCUGCCGAUAAAUUUCUAGAGAACCUAGAAAUAAAACCUCGUAAAGGAUUUGAAAAAGUUGAUGAGUGCGUUAACACGUUUGCUAUGAAACUGGCCACAACUCACAAAAACAUUUGUUCGUUAUUCCGUGAUGUGGCCCAUAAACUGAAGAACCAACUGGACAAUGAUGUAUUUGAAGAGUUUUCAGAGUAUUGCAAGGUGAAUAGCAAAAAAUAUAUAUAUCAAGUAACCAAUAUAAUGGAUCUUUUUCUGUUAAAGCAGGACACGAAAAACCAACUUGGGGAAGCUUCAGCACCUAAUCAGGUUGGAUUAGGAGCGACGAAUCGUGAAAAUACACCACUGACACCCAGAGAACAUGAAAUGCAGCGUCUAGAAAAAAUUAUUGAAGGUGCGCGUGAGUUAAAUUCUAACGACUCGCAAAUAGAGGAAUUGAUAAAUUUAGAACCUGUUGAAGGACCUCGAGACGGAGCAAAAUCAUUCAAAAUAACAAGUAGGGCUAUUCGUACUCUUGAACAGUUCAAAAUGCGGUAUACUAAAUGCAAAGUUGAAGUGCUAAACAUUAAACCACAACCACAAAUGUCCUUUUUGCUAGCCCUUGUUGAUUGCGCCGAGUACAUGAUCGAAGAUGUACACAAUCUUGAUUUUAUAGGGUUUGUGAUCUCUACAAACCAAGACCAGACAUUGACGAUACCUUUUAUUCGACGGGGUCAAUUCUCCCCAGAAGUAAUAACAAAUCAAGUCCAAUCAUUCGCCCAGUCUGCAAGAGAAUUUGUAGCUAGUAACUCGUUUCAACUUGACGUAAUAGUGGCAGCCGAUCUGCACGGCGGGGGUGGUCGAUUUAAACAAAACCUUAACGCUACUGAACAGAGAUCUAUUGUUACAUCGAAAAACCAUAAAAGGAAUGGUAUGCUCUCAGAAGCAUUACGUGCUGGGAAGUUUGAUGUAAACAUUCAACAAAAAAUGUGUGUAUUGUUUGCAGUUGUUACUGGUAAAAAAUUUUGCGAGUAUAAGGAAAAGUUGAAAAUUGUGGGAAAUGAUCCUAAUGCAAAUCAGAGUAGAAAAAUUGAACUAGAUAAUGAGUGGAAAGAUGUAACCAAGCAACAGUCACGAGACUUUGUUAAUGACGUAAUGUGGUUUCUCAAAAAUUUAAACUUGUCUCUGGAGGAAGGUGCCGGUACCGAACACCUCAAAAGAAUUCAACAGCUUUUGGGAAACGACUAUAAAUUAAUUGUUUACUCGGGCCAUUCAAACGAAUCUCGUUCGUUCGGUUCAGCUUAUUCGCCAGGAGAUGAAUCUAAAAAGCAUAUUUAUCUAGCCUACGACCAAGAGACACAUCAUUAUGAUAUGAUGAAAAACCCUGCAAGUUAUCUUUUGACAAGAAUAUACUGCACGUUUUGCGAAAAAGGGCUUUUUAACGAACGUCACACUGACUGCCCUGGAUCAAAAUGCACCAAGUGCAACCUUGCGUGUAAGUCAGACGUUCGAUUACCUGAGAAAAGAAAAUGUGACGACUGCAAUUUUGAAUUCUUGACAAAUAUGUGUUUUGAGGGGCACAAAGAGCAUAGGAAAUGCGAAGAGAGGAAAAUAUGCCGAAAAUGUUGCUUGCUUAUCGAUUACAAGCUUUUAAACGGAAAGAACCAUAUUUGUAACACGCGCCACUGCCAAAAUUGUGAAAAAUUCGUAAAACUUCCACACGUCUGCUACAUCCGCAAACCUAGACCUAGCAAGAAUCUCGAGGAGAAAGAUAGCAAUACUUUAAUAACUUUUGCUGAUUUUGAAUGUACACAGCACGAUGAGGUGCUUGCAGACAAUCGCGAUGGAGUACGCAGAAUCCAUAGAGUGAAUUUAGUCUGUUCUCAAACGGUAUGUAAAAAUUGUCGAGACAGAGAGAUUAACGACGAAGAUCCACAAUGCGAAGUAUGUGGAAUGCGCGAAUUAUGCAUUUCGAAUAUUAACGAUCCUAACUUGAACGUCGUCAAAGCUUUUCUCGAAAUGCUUAAUGAAAAAAGCAGUGGGAAACAUCGACCUGACAAUGCGAAGGGUAGUUUAUUAGACCAUGUGUGCUUGUUUCACAAUCUUAAAGGUUAUGACGGUGUCUUAAUAUUGAACGAAAUACUGCGAAGCAACAAAUGGACCGUGAAAUCUGUAAUACUUAAUGGAUUAACCGUAAUGCAGCUGGAGAUUGUGUACAUUGAGUCAGGCGUAAGAAUUACGUUUAAGGAUUUCAUAAAUUUUGUGCCAUGCAGUCUUAGCAAAUUACCAAAAGCAUUCAAACUGAGCAAUGAUUUAGCAAAAGGAUAUUUCCCGCAUUUGUUCAAUCGACCAGAAAAUUACACGUAUAGAGAAAAAAGAUUACCGGCAUUGGAAUUCUAUGACCCGACAAAUAUGGGCGUUUCCCAAUACGAGGCAUUUAUAGCUUGGUAUGAAAAAGAAGUGAGGCGUCUAGAGGAAUCAGAGGAUGAAGUGUUUGAUUUCCCUGCUGAGAUUGUAAAGUACUGCAAAAACGACGUGACAAUUUUGAGACAGGCUGCAUUACAAUUUAGUUCAUUCUUCGAGACUUAUGCGUGUAGUCCUUUUCUUGAAUCAAUAACGAUUGCUUCCCUUGUAAGUCUUUUGUAUAGAAGAAACUUUUACAAACCAAAAUCUAUAGGAUUGAUACCGCGGAGUGAUUCAUAUAGAACCACCCAAAGUAAGGAAGCUUUGAUGUAUUUUAGAUAUUUAGAAACCGAACAAAACCUUGUCAAUCUCAAGCACGCUGGCAAUGGUCAAGAAGAGAUAGUCGGAGGAUAUCCUGUUGACGCACUUGACACAUCAACUAAUACUGUAUACCAAUAUAUGGGUGACUACUGGCAUUUCUGUCCAGAUUGCUACCCAGACGACGAAAAGGCCAACUUCGAGGCUAAAAAACAAUACGAAUCUGGAAUGGCUAGACGGCAGGCAACAUUUAUGCGAACCAGAACGCUGGAAAAAUUGAACUACAAGGUUGUAGAGAUGUAUGGAUGUAAAUUUAAGGCAUUAUUGAAAGAUCAACCACAAGUUAAGGAGAGAUUACUGAAAGAUCCGAUUGUUCAAAAAGGAUAUUUGCAUGCAAGAAAUUGCCUUAGCGGUGGUCGUACUAAUAGUGUUAUUUUGUGGCACGAAUGUGGGCCUGACGAGGAAAUUAAUUAUUAUGAUUUUACCUCGCUCUAUCCGACCACACAAAAAUACUGUGAGUACAUUGUAGGUCAUCCUACCGUGUACACUACAAAUUUCCCUAGUCUCGACUCUGUAAAGGGAUUUGUUUUCUGUAGAGUGCUGCCUCCAGAUUCUCUUUACCACCCUGUACUACCACAAAAAGUUGGAGAUAAACUUUUAUUCCAUCUCUGUAAAAAAUGUGCUGCUCAAAAAAAUCACAACUCUCCAUACUGCACCCACACCGACGAGGAAAGAUCAUUCGAUGGCUCUUGGAGUUCGUGGGAGCUGAACUUGGCUAGGAAAUUUGGAUACAAGAUCACUGAAAUUUACGAAAUCUGGCACUACGAGAAAACAACCAAGUACAAGAAGGAUGAAGAUGAAGGCCUUUUCACCAGUUUUGUAAAUGCUUUCCUAAAAUUAAAGCAGGAAGCAUCAGGUUGGCCAGAAAACAACAUGUCUAGCGAGGACAAGAAAAAAUACAUCGAGUCAUAUGCGAUCGAAGAAAGCAUUGAUCUGGACGAGAGUAAAAUCGAAAAGAAUGAGGUCAUAAGAACUGUAGCAAAACUCUGCCUUAAUUCGUUAUGGGGGAAAUUUGGACAAAACGCAAGAAGCAAAACAGCAAUCAUUGAGGAUCGCAGCAGGCUCCUUGAACUUCUCUCUGCCCCUAACGUCACUGUGACCAAUAUUAUGUGUGAUGCAACAUCCAAAGUAGUAGUUCAGUACAAUGACGAUCAGGAUACUUUGAAUAAUGUAAAUGUUUUGGUAGCAGCGUUGACUACUAGUCACGCAAGAAUUAUGCUAUACCAGCUUUUACACAUUCUAGGUAAGAAGGUUCUAGCAUUUGACACCGAUAGCGUUAUUUACACUCAAAAGAAAGGAACACCUCUGCUUAAAACCGGUCGAUUCUUAGGGUGUUUGACAGAUGAAGUAGCCGAAUAUGGUGAGGGUUCCAAAAUAACCAAAUACGCAUCUCUUGGUCCUAAAAACUAUUGUUUUGUUGUACAAAAACCAGACGGAACUUGCAAAGAAGUGAGAAAAUGUAAGGGUAUAACAUUGAAACAAAAUAAUAUUCAGGAAACUAGCAUGGAGUCAAUUGAAAAAUUGCUUAACGGAGAGGUUGAUGAAAUCAAUAUUCAAAUUCACAAUAAAAUUCAAAGAUCAUCCGAUUUCCAAAUUUAUUCGGAAGAUGGUACUAAGAAAAUGCGAUUGGUCUAUGAUAAAAGAGCAUUGAUUUCCAAAUAUGAAACAAUCCCUUGGGGCACAAAGAGGGGUGCUAAAGAACCUAUCCCCGAUGAAAAUAUUGUGAUUGAUGACUGGAAUAUUAGAAACCAUAUCCCUUGAAUUGGACAUGCAAUACAGCUCCGUUUAUUUGUAUUGAUUUUGUAAAUUUAUUGAACAUCAGAUUUGUAGAAUGUAAGUUUGUAAUAAAUAGAACACGAUUUGAAA